This is a messenger RNA of Diachasmimorpha longicaudata, 1619 nucleotides long. It is a transcript of the gene sea, whose product is annotated as tricarboxylate transport protein, mitochondrial. Lineage: Eukaryota; Metazoa; Arthropoda; Insecta; Hymenoptera; Braconidae. Gene Ontology annotation, molecular function: citrate secondary active transmembrane transporter activity. The transcript is spliced from 4 exons. The record is from RefSeq and is a predicted model, not a curated record. Gene Ontology annotation, biological process: mitochondrial citrate transmembrane transport. Gene Ontology annotation, cellular component: mitochondrion. The coding region runs from base 133 to 1119 and encodes 328 amino acids.
CACAUAAUUCCAGUUCUCCUCCGGCGGCCGACGGUGGGAGGUGGCCAAGUGCCCCCCCAAAUAAAUCUAUAUUUAUUUUUCUACUGCCGAUGAACGACUAAGUUCUAGAAUUUAUAAAAAAUAAUUAUUAACAUGGAUCUCACUUGGUUGUCGAAACAAAUUUCUCCAGCAUCACCGAGGGGAGUUGCAGGUAAUCCUUAUCCAUCGAGACCCUGGCUCCAGGAUCGUGCCGCUGCUGCCCCGGCUACGACGAACGUCGGCGUCAAGGGAAUCAUCGCCGGUGGAAUCACCGGCGGGAUUGAGAUAUGCAUAACGUAUCCAACGGAAUACGUGAAAACUCAGUUACAAUUGGACGGAAAAGCUGGGGCUGGCAAGCAAUACUCAGGCAUUGGAGACUGCAUUAAAAAAACAGUGAAGACAAAUGGAGUCCUGGGGUUAUACCGAGGGCUUUCGGUGCUGGUUUACGGUUCGAUACCGAAAUCAGCGGUGAGAUUCGGCUCCUUUGAGACCGUGAAAAAACAGCUGGUUGAUGAGGAGGGUAAGCUCAAUGCCCAGAGGAGGCUCCUCGCGGGUCUCUGUGCCGGUGUCUGCGAGGCUAUUUUAGCUGUUACGCCUAUGGAGACUGUUAAAGUGAAAUUCAUCAACGACCAGAGAUCGGCAAAUCCACGAUUCCGGGGAUUUUUCCAUGGGGUUGGUCUCAUUAUCAAGGAAAACGGGUUCAGAGGUGUUUAUCAGGGAUUGGUGCCAACGAUAAUGAAACAAGGCUCUAACCAGGCAAUCAGAUUUUUCGUCAUGGAAUCCUGCAAGGAUUGGUAUCGAGGUGGUGACAAUAAUAAACCUGUGCCUAAACUCGUCGUGGGAUUUUUCGGAGCUUGUGCUGGCGCAGCUUCCGUUUAUGGUAAUACACCAAUAGACGUUGUGAAGACCAGAAUGCAGGGUCUCGAAGCAGCGAAAUACAAGGGGAGCAUCGACUGUGCAGUGCAAAUAUGGAAGAAAGAAGGGCCAAUGGCGUUCUACAAAGGCACUGUCCCCAGAUUAGGGAGAGUGUGUCUUGACGUUGCAAUUACAUUCAUGAUAUAUGAUUCAUUCAUGGAGCUAUUCAACAAAGUCUGGCCUUGAAUGGCCAUCACAGCCCAACAAAUUGCCAUAUCAAGUGCCCUCGUAAUCAGUAGAAUUAAUAGAAUAAAUUUUUUAUGAAGUGGUAAACCACCGAAAAAAAGACCAAAUGAAUUCUCCAUUGUAUCUCUGGAGCUGGAAAGAUUGGAUUUAGAAUUUAGACAUUUAUUUUUCACGUGAAAAUCAGUUCUCAAAUUUUUAUUGGAAGUCUUUCCCUGGAUUUUCCAGCUCUGAAGAUAUAUUUCACCACUUCACAUCGUAAAUUCAAAAAGAUGCAGAACAAAUUAUUGAAAUGUUCACGUCGACAGAUUUUUUUACGUGAUUGUUAAUACCUAAUCUUUGAUGUACAUAAAACUAUUUUUUACGCAAUUGAUUUAGAUCAGCGGUACGAGUCUCCGGUAUUUCCCGAGUCCAAGAUUUAUACAUCAAAAUUUAUUUACCUCUGGUGGAUAAAAUAAAUUUAAUUAUGCACGAUAAUUGGAAAUUUACAAAUACCACGAAAA